GGCGCCACUGUGCUGCGCUGCGCAGUUCAGUGUUAGAUGUCAAGCGCGUACGAACCGGACGGAGUGUGUGUGAGAGAGUGAGUGUGAGGGUGUGUGUGUGAGUGUGAGAGUGUGUGUUUUUAUGUUAUUAUUUUAGUUUUUUUAUGUUCGUGGAUCAGCGAAGGCGAGAGGAAUGACCGCCGCUUUGUUAUAGUGUUAUGUAUUUGUGUUUAAACCGGGCGAGAGAGUGACCGAAGGCAGAAAUGGACCACGGGUUUGAGGACAUUGACUCCGAAGGCCGGUGGCAGAACCUCUACCUGGAAAUACGCAACCAGUCUCAGGAAUGCUCUUUCAAGGUGGCAAAAUAUCCCGAGAACCGCAACCGCAACAGAUACAGAGACGUCAGCCCGUUCGAUCACAGUCGGGUGAAGCUGGGAAACACAGAGAACGACUACAUCAACGCGAGCCUGGUGCAGAUGGACGAAGCCCAAAGAAGUUACAUCCUAACUCAGGGCCCUCUGAGGACGACCUGUGGUCAUUUCUGGCUCAUGAUCUGGGAGCAGAGAACCAAAGCGGUGAUCAUGCUGAACAGAGUGAUGGAGAAAGGCUCAGAAAAGUGUGCGCAGUACUGGCCGACGCAGGAAGAGCACGAGAUGUCGUUCCGCGACACGCGCUUUGUGGUGAGGCUGCUAUCAGAAGACGUUAAGUCCUACUACACCACCCGGCUGCUGGAGCUGCAGAACGCAAACACGGGGGAGAGGAGAGAGAUCUACCACUUUCAUUACACAACAUGGCCAGACUUUGGCGUUCCAGAGUCCCCGGCGUCUUUCCUGAACUUCCUCUUUAAGGUGCGGGAGUCUGGCUCUUUGGGGACGGAUCAUGGGCCAGCAGUCGUCCACUGCAGCGCGGGAAUCGGCCGAUCCGGAACGUUCUCUCUGGUCGACACCUGUCUUGUACUGAUGGACAAGCGGAAAGACCCGUCAUCUGUGGACAUUAAGAAGGUGCUGCUGGACAUGAGAAAGUACAGGAUGGGUCUGAUCCAAACGCCCGACCAACUGCGCUUCUCCUACAUGGCCGUACUGGAGGGGGCCAAGUACAUCAUGGGCGAUUCGUCACUGCAGAAACAGUGGCAGGAGCUUUCCAAAGAGGACCAGGAGCGCGUGUGUGAAUCUCCACCCCCUCAGCCCCCAAAAUGCACCUCGGAGCGCUACAACGGCAGCAGGCUGAACCGGCCCGACGAGCCCGGGGACGUCGAGGCGGCGAAGAAAACGGCCUCAGACCUGAAGGAGACUGACGGAGACGGGUGCACAGCCAAUGCUCGGAAGAGACAAAGAGAGGAGAAGAUUUCCAUCUCCUCACAGAAGACUCCCCAAAAACAAUCAAAGCCCAGGAUAAACGACUCCGAAAAGAAGAGGAAAAGACCGAGAACAACCAGUGACACUUAAUUCCAUGGCAACAUUAACAGGGAUCCCCAGCCCAUAAUACUCCACCUCUGCCCUGCAAUCCUUAACACUGUUUACAGCAUGGACUCUGAGAGGCCGAAGAGCGAGUGCAUCUGCGUACACACACACCAGCACAGCAGCGGUGGACUCAUUGCCAGGGUUCUGAUUUGGUCUCGUUUAUUUUUACAGGUUGUUUGUGUCCCUUUGUUAUUAUUGUUGUUGUUGUUUUUGUUUUUUUUGCUUGUGUUUCUGAAAACAGACAAAAAAAGACGUAGGCCUAUGCAUUGCCAAUUUGUAACGUCGUUCCCUCGUUGUAUUUUUAGACAACCUUUUUUUCAGAAGCAAAAUGACAAAGCUCUAUUUUUUAUAAAGAAACUUACUUGAAGAUUUUCCUAUCGUGUCCGCGGAACGCCAUGUCUUGCGCCGUGGAGCAGCUCCAUGGCGCGUAGUGUUUCUAAGUUGUGUCGAAGCAGAAGUGUAUUUUUGACUGUGUAAAGGUGAUUACAGACAUUGUAUUUGCUUAAGAAAAGAAGAAGAAAAAACAGAAGUCUUACAUUUCCUUAUCCAAAUAAAACUAAACUGGCAUCCUUUAGUUUCUGUAA
This is a messenger RNA of Pygocentrus nattereri (red-bellied piranha), 2023 nucleotides long. RefSeq names its product protein tyrosine phosphatase non-receptor type 2b (gene ptpn2b). Gene Ontology annotation, biological process: protein dephosphorylation. Lineage: Eukaryota; Metazoa; Chordata; Actinopteri; Characiformes; Serrasalmidae. Gene Ontology annotation, molecular function: protein tyrosine phosphatase activity. The transcript has 10 exons. The record is from RefSeq and is a predicted model, not a curated record. Bases 243 to 1424 code for a protein of 393 amino acids.